Molecule: messenger RNA, 4536 nt
Organism: Opisthorchis viverrini
Lineage: Eukaryota; Metazoa; Platyhelminthes; Trematoda; Opisthorchiida; Opisthorchiidae
Exons: 13
Biological process (GO): negative regulation of transcription by RNA polymerase II; hormone-mediated signaling pathway; positive regulation of transcription by RNA polymerase II
Molecular function (GO): zinc ion binding; nuclear receptor activity; RNA polymerase II cis-regulatory region sequence-specific DNA binding
Source: RefSeq, a predicted model, not a curated record
AGUAACACGUUUCCGGUGCCUAGCUGCGAUGCCACACGAAGGAAUCAUGACGGAUGGGAUACUGCCAGAUUGCCCAAGCCUAGAAAGGGGAAGUUGAGGAGUAGAGGUCGGGUUCGAGCCACCGACCUCCGGUCAGUAAAUCCGCGCUCUAACCACUUGAGCCAUCUCGCCUUAACCAUUGAGCUAGCUCAUGUACCGGGCGCCAAGCAGUGUUACGGAAAAAAGACUUUCGAAAAUAAGAAACUUCAUCCGUUCGUCGCUAAUGUGUGUCAUCGACUGAAUCAAGUUACGAUCGUUCCUGGCACAGUCACAUUGUUUAUGCGCAACCCUGUGGCCUAUGCGUGCAGCCUCCGAGAGCAUCUUUCUUGCCCAUCCACAUCCAUCUAUCCACAGUCAAUGAAUCAGAGCCAACUGUCACAUCUACCCCCGCACCAUCCGCAUCUCCUACCUGUAGUUUCCAAUCACGACUAUCGGAUCAACAAUGGCUCAGGACCUCCACAUUCUUCCGAUUUGCGUGCGCAUGUUUCCGAAACUUCCGACAUUCAUCGAUCAGAAGUACCCAAUUCCCAUCAUGUGCUCUAUUCAACCUCCCACGGAAAUCGGAAUAUUGGCUAUCCGAACUCGCUUGAGUCGCGCUUCAUGUCUAGCAACGCAUCACUGUGUCGAUCUGUUGCCGUCGUCAGCGGUGACGAGGUGGCUCAGCAGACUCCACUAGUCUCAGUGACAACGGGUGCAGAUAAGUUAAUACCGGUCAGCGCUGGCAUGGUCACUGUACGUCCCGCUCUACCAACAUUACAAAUCAAACAAGAAUCGGAUGCUAUCUCCCCACCGAUCAGAAGUCAUUCCGUACACUCAUUACCAAGCAAUCUUCUCAUCAUACCACCUUUCCAUUCUGCAAGCCCGACCGGUUUAUCCGGCUCUGAGCGAUUUCCGGUUGAAAAACGGGAGCUGUGUGAUGGUAGCCAAAAUCGGGCGCCCCCUGACGCAUAUCCAUCAAGACCAUUUUCUUACUUGCCAUGUCCACCAUUGGUUGAUUUGCGCCAACACUCUGCGUUGAUGGAUCCCCUCCGUUUGGACAUCACACCUUCUCCCUCUUCCUCUCAUUUAUCAUCCGCAUUCGCCAGCCACGGCACCACUAUUCACCAUUCGCCCGCCCCUCCUCUACUCCUUUCUCAGGGCCCGAAUGUAUCAGGUUCUGCCACCGACUUAAUCGGUGGUAGCGGUCGUGGUGGUACACCUCGACCAGCGACAGUCACUCCAGUAUCCUAUAUGAAUUCCUCAGGAAUUAUUGUUACAUCACCCCCUGGACAACAUCCUUUUGAUACCAGUGAACUUCAACAACAGCAAUCGCACCAGCAUCAUAUGAACUUUUCUCUGAUACCCACAUCAAACCCGGCUAUUGAUCUACCCAACACCAAUCACAGUAAACGGACCACCUCUAAUGGUAAUGGGAUAUGUGCGAAUUUUAUUAACUCCAAUCCCUGUGAUCUCGCUAGCCCCCUUGCCCCACUUGGAAUGAGUCCGCGGUCGAACAAAGCUCGGCGUUAUUCUUAUCCUUACGAACCUAUCGGCAGCAGUGGUGGCCCAGUCCUUGGUACACUGUCCAAGCCACAGUACUCAAAACUCCUACAAAUCUCCACUGCAGAACUAGUUGGCGGCCAUACUCCCGUCGUCUCUCCCGGCCUUCUGUUACGCAACACAAUCCCAAUCCAAUGCACUGGUACGGGUAAUAACUCGGUGGUGACCCUAUGCCCCGUAAAUGACAAUCAUCGUACGCUCUCCACCUCAUCGUCUUCUCUUUGUACGACAGACAACGCGCAGCAGCCAUCACAACUUGGUACAGAACAUGCAAAAUUAGCAUUAGGUUUUGAUGGUGAAAUCGCUUUGCCGGGAUUUAGCAGUCCCGAGUCUGCAUUCUAUCAAUAUCAGCACCGUAUGGAAGGCCAGCGAUGUCAAGUAUGUGGGGAGCUCGCUGCCGGGUUUCACCAUGGAGCAUAUGUCUGUGAAGCUUGCAAGAAAUUCUUCAUGCGACACUCUUUGACGGAUACGAAGCCGACCAAUAUUUGUCCGACCGGUGGUAAUUGCGUCGUGGCCAAGGGGAGUCGUGGGAAGUGUCAGAUUUGUCGCUACCGCAAGUGCUUGUUUGUCGGGAUGAAAAUGAAAGAUCCUGACUCUCAGCCCGACGUGGAUAUUUCCAACAUUCCGUGUCGAGUCUGUGGUGGUCGUUCGUCUGGGUUUCAUUUUGGUGCCCUCACCUGUGAAGGAUGCAAGGGUUUUUUCCGUCGAACAGAAGGAUCCGCAGCUUCGCUGGUUUGUGUUGGUGGACAGAACACAUGUACGAUUACACCACGCAGUCGAAACGCGUGCAAAAGUUGUCGUUUUCGCCGAUGCAUUGCCGCUGGGAUGUCGAAAAAAGGAAGUCGUAUUGGACGACAACCGAAUGCGGUCAAGUUCCAUUGCGCGAUUGAAAUUAGGCAACUUCGCUCACUCCAAGGUAACAACAGUUAUGGUGGUAGUGCCGGUGACCCCCUUCCCCUCUCAAUGGGGUCAGCUGGGACCUAUCAUCACCAUCGUUCGUCGUACGCUAGCUUGGACAUGGGACAUGUGUUGGACACGCCCGGAUCUGUGGCUUCGCUUCACAAUCGCAGCGACGUGGAAAGUCCGAAAUACAGUCCUGAACAGCUGACACCCACAUUUUCUAACAAGCCCGAUCCGAAUGCGAUUUGGUUGACGGAACAUAAACCACCUUUGUCUCUGCUGCUUCUUUUACCUCGAGCGUCCGAACCCAUUGAUGUAAUGGCAAUGAAUUCCGGACAUUAUACCACUACAACGACAACUUCGGGUGAGGAUGAGGAGGACGAUACGGGAGCCCGCCGGACACAUUACUCACCCAACUUUUCUCGGGGUUCUGAUCUACGAGAUCGAUUUGAUUCAACAGAUUCGUGCCUCCGACCGUUGACUAGUAGUCCAGGUGGAGUUCCUCCGAACGUACAACUGGAUGGCUCCGGACGGGUGCGUGCCAGUGACCAACUAUCCGUGUCUGACGAAGACGGAGCGGAGAUCAGCCCCACAGACCAAGCUCGGUUGUCGCGUCAACAUCCUGGUCGUGUGUUGUCCAGGUCCGGUCUAAAUACUGCUCAUGCUCCUGUUACUGUAUCUCUCGGGAUGCAGUCACUUCUUGCGCCAUACGGACAUCACUUGGAUCCGGGUUCGAAAAAGCACGCAUCAGACGACUCACAACUGGACGACGGUCACCCUACUCCCACCAACACCACUGCUCUGCUGAUAGCGAAUUUGGCCAAGCGUUUGGCUGACGAGGAGCCGACAGUGUUCUCAGAUACAGACGAUAUGUCCAACUUGGAUCCGCCAUCUCAAGAGGCCGUCCUACGUUUCACAGAUGGUAUGCGUACAGCAACAGAAUUUCUCCGGCUUCCAAACACCUACUUCAAAACCCGAUUCCGAAUGACCUCCAUUCCUGUGGAGCACAAAGACAACGGGACGCAGGUGUGGAACUACAUGAUGAACCAUUUUCACAUGCACGCACAACAAAUUGUACAGUUUGCGAAGCUCGUUCCAGGCUUCAACCAGUUGGGCAUUACCGCCCGAAGCAAUUUGGUCCGUGGUGCCAUGUACCCAGUGAUGUUGCUGCUCCUCAGUCGCGAUUACCAUCCAGAAACCGACGAGUACAACUACUUCGACUUCACAGACGAAGAACGCGCCGUGAUCAUGCAUCAUUUUCCCACCUUCCAGCGGUUCACUGAACACCUCCGUAUGGCUGGUCGCCUACUUCAUCAUCUCUGCCUGAGCUUGCCUGAGUUAUCCUUAUCGGCCGCUGUGGAAAUCCUUCGCAAUCAUCAGUUGCUCGAAGAACCCACUCGAACCAGUACACGGGAGCUGUUUAUCCUCGCUCAUCACAGCCUACGAGUCUGUAUGACAAGGUGUUCAGAUUGUCCUCCCGAACAGGAGGGACGUCAUCGGUGGGCUCAGUUGGUCGCGUUAACGAAAAUGCUUCAGGCCAUGAACAGGGAACAUCACGAAAUACUGACCUGCUUGAAGGAUGUCCGUUCAGAUCUACACUUUCCCGAGCUUUACAUCGAAAUGUUCCAGCUGGCAGACAGUGCCUCCGCCCUAUUCUCGGCUUCUGCUCAAGCGGUCACAUUGGCCUGUUCUAGCGCCUUUCAGUCAUUGGCUCCUUUGAAGUUGUCCCUCUGUCAACCUUCCGGUGAAACUGUAACGAGCACGGAAAGUACACUAUACAACGAUUCUUCUUCAACAGGUGCGGAUGAUGGGGAAAUUCCUAAAGCUGCCAAUGUCACCGAAUUUCCCCCACCAACGGGCGAUCGUUGGGACGCUGGUCGAUUGGCUCUGGCCGUCCCUGCUGCUGUUGCUGCUGUAGCCGCUGUUGCCGCUGCGGAGGCUACCCACCAGCCGCCGGCAGCCACCAACCUUUCAAGAAAUGCAGAUGUUUCUAGCAGCGCCUCCUACUUUACCUCCCCGUCUCCGUCGUUCUUCUUCCCUUCUCAAUCCCACCCAUCU